UAAAAGCCGUGAUGGGCAAAAGCCAUGAGUAAAAGCUUUCCGUUGGCUGAUAGAGGAUUAUUUACGAAGAGUGAAAACAAUAUCUAUGAAAGACAGAGAGACACCGUUUUAUAAACUGGUUCAAACACAGAAGUGGCCUGUGUUGUGUGACACGAUCUGUGUUUUCAGGAGUGUCACUAAAAACACGCCAGUGUUUUCCAGCCGCGCAUGAAGGAACUGACCUGGGAUGCACGGCUGCUAGCUCAUUAGCUUGUUUGCUAGUCUCCCGAGGAGCUGUUCUCACGACAGGACCAAACACCGACCUAGUGCAUUAUGACAGAUAGCAUAAUGAGUAAAGCAGCUACUAUGGAGAUUCCCAUCAACAGUAAUGGAGACACAGGGACUCUGCCCGAGGAUGACAGCUUGGAGCAGGCUGCUAAACGGCAGUGGAGCUUAGGGGAGAAGGUAGGGAGCUCCCGAGGACCCAGGGAUUUGCAGCAGGUUAUGGUUUCAGGCCCCAAUCUGAACGAAACCAGUAUUGUAUCGGGCGGAUACGGAGGCACGGCUGAAGGCAUCAUCCCCACCAGCUCCAUCAAAGGUUCCAGCAUGAAUCACAGUAGCAGCAGCUCCUCUAUGACGGCCGAGGAGUCAACUAAAGGAGUAGCCGUGGAGAAAAUUGAACAAGUCAAAAAGUGGGGGCUAAAUACUUACAAGUGUACAAAGCAGAUGAUCUCAGAGCGUUUUGGUCGGGGAUCUCGGACAGUGGACCUGGAGCUUGAGGCUCAAAUCGAGGUUUUGAGGGACACAAAGAGGAAAUAUGAAAACGUGCUGCGAUUGGCCCGAGCGCUGACCAGUCAUUUCUACAAUAUGGUCCAGACGCAGCACGCUCUGGGGGACACCUUUGCCGACCUCAGUCAGAAAUCUCCAGAGCUAAGGGAUGAGUUUGGAUACAAUGCCGAGACACAGAAGCUCCUUUGUAAGAAUGGAGAAACGCUGCUUGGGGCAAUUAACUUCUUUGUAUCCAGCAUCAACACACUGGUUAAUAAAACAAUGGAAGAUACUUUGAUGACAAUAAAGAUGUAUGAAAAUGCCAGAUUGGAGUUUGAUGCAUACCGUACAGACCUGGAGGAGCUGAGCGCAGGCCCCAGAGACGCAGUGGCCAUGGCUCGAAUUGAAGCUGCGCAGCAACAGUAUCAGAUUCAAAAAGACAAAUAUGAAAGGCUCCGAUCUGAUGUCACGAUCAAGCUCAAGUUCCUGGAGGAAAAUAAAGUGAAAGUGAUGCACAAGCAGCUCCUCCUCUUCCACAAUGCCAUCUCGGCGUACUUCGCAGGGAACCAGCAGCAGUUGGAGCAGACGCUGAGACAGUUCAAUAUCAAGUUGAGGCCACCAGGGGCAGACAAACCCUCCUGGUUAGAAGAGCAGUGACCUCACUUUUGCCACCCACCACUCAAACACAUGUGACCUGUCGAACCCCCAGUAAACAGAGGAACACUGCAAUGGGAACACAGGAGGAGAAACUGUGAUAGAGACUAGAUGAGCAGAUGGCUGAGUGAGUGUGACAAAUGUGGAUAUAUAGAUGCAGGGUAUUUGCCAUGGAUGGAUGAGGCAACAGUUUACCAAGUGGCCAGUGUCAUGGACAGUUUGGGGGCUAUAGUGCCUCUAUCUCUCUCCAUUUUCACUUUAACUCUCACAUGAGCUUUAUCCCAUUUUCUUUGUCUUACCCUGGCCUGUCUGUAUGUGUACUAGAUAGUCAAAAGUAUGACUAUAUUAUUCAUGUGUUUGCUAUACUCUAUAUGAGACUGAAUCAUGCCUAUUUGAUGAUGAGAAGAUGAGAACGGGUGCAAUGGUGAUAGUGACCAUUAAAAUAGAUGAAAAUGUAACUAACCACUUUGAACAGGUUUAUACCCUGGGUUUGUGCCUCUCUACUUGUACUGACAAUAUCUCAGAUUAAAUUAACAUACACUAUGUGAAAGAAGUAGUUCAGACACCGAUAUGUUUAAUACAGUAAAUAUAAAUGUAGUGUUUUGGGUUAGUGUAGAGACAAUUCACAUGAAACAAAUGAUCAUGUAUUUCCCUGGAAUCGAACAAUGCAGAUUUGUUAGUCGGGGUCUGAGCUAAUGUGUCACCUGACAAUUUAUGGAAGGAACGUAUAUUUUCCAAUCUUUGCACACAUUAUAUCCGCAUAUUCUCAAAUGAAGGUUUUUUUCUAAUAGCAUUUUCAGUGGCCAUCAGACACUGCCAUUGUUUAUGCAAUCAUGUUUGUUUGUUUUUUUCAUUACUUUUCCAAAGACUGUUAAUGGGCAAAGACUACUGCUUGUGCUAACUUGUCAGUGUAUGAGGAAUAAGUGACCUCAGUUUGUCAUCUUAUAGUAAAACUUGAAAUUCCACUAUAUUGUCAAAUUGUUUAAACUAUGUGUCAUAAUGCCUUUUAUGUAUCAAAUAUUUGUUAUAUCUGUUAUAUAUUGUCCAACACUACAUUAACAACUGACUGCUAGCAAGGACACUGCUACAUGUUAAUGGCCUCAACUAAUGUCUCUUCUGUUUCAAAUGUUGUUACAUGCAUUUAAAAACAAUACUAAAAUGUUUGCUCAGGCUAAUCCAAUCAUAAAAGGACCGUAGUAAAAUGUAGACACCCAAUAAAUUAGGACUCACUGUGGCAUUAACCAUAUCAACUUUUGUAGCCAGUCCUGUAGCUUCUUAUCACCUGUGGAUUUGCAUGGCAGGCUGCAAAUGCAAGGUGUGAACUACUAGUCUCCAUUUUGAGCUUGCAUGGACAGGCUAAAUGUCAGUGUGUAAGAAACUAAUUUUAGUGUCUAUAAGUUUUCAAUUAUCUUCAGUUUAGUGUCAAGUUUAACAGUGUAUUGAUGCUCAGAAUCAGUAACCAUUUGCAGUAAUGUUAAAAUGAGUUGUUCUUCAAAGAUCUAACAGCCAAGUCUGUGGCAAUAGAACUAUUCUUGUCUAAAUUAUAACUAAGAUAACAUAUUCUUCUAGCAGGCUAAUGUGGCAUUGCUGAGAAAAAAAAACAAAAUUUCUAACUUUAAAUAUUUUAUUUGUGUACAAUCACCUAUUUUGUAGGCUGAACUGGCGUGUCGUACUGAAUGAGAGAAUGACAUAGUGGUAUUUAUGAUCUUUUAACACAAAUGAAAAUGUCAUAGAUUUAUGUGGAACUCUGCCUUCAUUCCUCACUCCAAUCCAAGUUCCUCUCAGAAGGAAGAUUAAAAAGGCACAUUUCCAA
Messenger RNA from Boleophthalmus pectinirostris (great blue-spotted mudskipper), 3214 nucleotides. It is a transcript of the gene arfip2b, whose product is annotated as ADP-ribosylation factor interacting protein 2b. Gene Ontology annotation, biological process: intracellular protein transport; regulation of Arp2/3 complex-mediated actin nucleation. Gene Ontology annotation, molecular function: protein domain specific binding; phospholipid binding. The record is from RefSeq and is a predicted model, not a curated record. The coding region runs from base 313 to 1404 and encodes 363 amino acids. Lineage: Eukaryota; Metazoa; Chordata; Actinopteri; Gobiiformes; Gobiidae. The transcript is spliced from 9 exons. Gene Ontology annotation, cellular component: trans-Golgi network membrane.